AUGGGCCUGAAAGGGAAUCCAUGGUAUCCAUUCAGUGAUGAGGAGGAGUGGGGACUUGCAGAGUGGCUGAUGAAGAGUGUUAAUAAAACUGCUACAGAUGAAUUUCUCAAACUCACCAUUACUAAAAAUUGCACUCAGCCUAGUUUCACGAGCACCUACACAUUUCAGAAGAGACUUGACAAACUUCCAAAAGGUGCUGGCUGGACCUGUGACAUCAUCACAUCAAUGGGUGAUCGAAGAGAUGGCAAUGAUGAGCUACUCACCAAAAAUCAUGAACUUUGGCACCAGGACCCUGUAGAGUGUGUGUGCGAGCUGAUUGGGAACCCUGUGUUUGAGGAAUACCUUGCAUAUGUGCCAGAGAAAGUGUUUGCUGAUGCUGAAGGCAAAACACGAGUCUAUGAUGAGAUGUGGACAGCUGGUGCUGUUGUGGCACCAGUGAUCCUUACAUCCGACAAAACAAACUUGACCCAUUUUCAUGGGGAUAAAGCUGCCUGGCCGAUAUAUCUCACUGUCGGAAAUAUCCAGAAGGAUGUCCAUCGUCAGCCAUCAAAACAUGCUACAGUGCUGAUAGGAUACUUACCUAUCUCCAAAAUGCUCCAUUUCAAAGAUGAUGAAGGACAUCAAUUGGGUCGCUAUUGUCUAUUCCAUAACUGCAUGUGUUUGCUCAUGGAACCACUCAUCAAGGCUGGUCAAAGUGGAGUUGAGAUGAUCUGUACUGAUCGGAACAUUCGUCAGAUAUUUCUGAUUCUUGCAGCAUACAUCACGGAUCACCCUGAGCAAUGUCUCAUUGUGUGCUGUAAAGAAAACCACUGCCCCUGUUACCACCACAACUCACCUCUCCAAAAUGUUGAUGAGACUCGCACAACUCUCAGACAUCAUCAAAAUGGAAAAGACCCUUACCUCUUUGAAGAUCAAGGCCUUCAUGCAAUCCAUUAUUUUUUCUGGGUGUAUCUCCCACACACCAAUAUUUUUUCAUGCAUCACUCCUGAUAUCCUCCACCAGUUACACAAGGGAGUGUUCAAAUAUCACAUUUUUGAUGCACGGUUUCAAUUCCAUGGACUACGUCAUUUCAAGUGGGGAAUUUCAACCGUCUCUCAAUGGACUUGCACCAAGCAUAAGGAGAUGCAGCAUGUCAUUUUAGGUGUGAUUGCAGGUGCUGUGGAACCCCGCGUGUUUCAGGCUGCGCGUGCUGUCCUUGAUUUUAUUUACUAUGCACAGUAUCAAGCCCACAUGGACAUGACCCUCAUGCAAAUGCAAGAUGCACUAGAUAUUUUUCAUGCUAACAAGGAAGUUUUUGUUGAGCUGGGCCUGCAGGAACACUUCAACAUUCCCAAAGUCCAUUCUAUCGCAGAUGGCAAUGAAGUCAAUUAUGUCACACAGAUGACUCACUGGCUCGAACUUCAAGAGGCCGACAAGGACCACAAGGCUGCAAGCUUGGAGAGUGGGACUGUGGACUCAUUACUGUCUCAAUUUAUUCCAUCUGGUUUGCUUACCUCACAUGGCUGCUGUGUUGCCAAGAGCUGCCCUUUUCCAAAUGUGUCUGUGUCUCAUCUGCAAACCAUUUUUGGUGCUAUCGACUUCAUACCUGCACUUCAAACUUUCCUCAACCAUCACUUUCCCCAUUCUUCUAAAAGUCAUGUCAGCAACCUCAAAUGGUUGAAUUGUGUUCAAGCUCAUCCACCUAUUCCCAAUCGUGACCAUCACAAGCCUGCUGCGCCUGCACACUUUGAUGUUGCUUUUACACUUGCAGGCUUGCAGGUUGCACAGAUACAUGUGAUCUUCAAAUUACCAUCUUACUAUGGUAACUUCACUCACCCGCUCGCAUAUAUUGAAUGGUUCUGCCCCCUCUAUGACCCAGAAUCCACUAUGAAUCUUUAUUGGCUGGCACGUUCAACUUAUGUUUUGCAAGCAGGUCAUCUGAUGCCCAGGUUUGGAUCAGGCAAGGUAGACACAUCAUGGAUCAAUGGUGAUGUUCUUGAGCUUGCUGAUGAGUUUUAUAUCAAUCCUUACAUCAAUUUUAACUUAUUUGAUACAAUACAGCAUUUGUAA
Molecule: messenger RNA, 2049 nt
Organism: Suillus discolor
Lineage: Eukaryota; Fungi; Basidiomycota; Agaricomycetes; Boletales; Suillaceae
Exons: 12
Coding region: 1-2049 (682 amino acids)
Source: RefSeq, a predicted model, not a curated record